Pelodiscus sinensis (Chinese soft-shelled turtle) is the source of this 4224-nucleotide messenger RNA. NCBI's taxonomy places the organism in Eukaryota, Metazoa, Chordata, Testudines, Trionychidae. The record is from RefSeq and is a predicted model, not a curated record.
GAUGAAGCUAAAGGAGAUUGAUCGCACUGCUAUGCAGGCAUGGAGCCCUGCCCAACAACAUCCCAUUUAUUUGGCUACAGGUACAUCUGCUCAGCAGCUGGAUGCAACUUUCAGUACCAGUGCUUCUUUGGAAAUAUUUGAACUGGACUUGUCUGAUCCUUCAUUAGAUAUGAAAUCCUGUGCAACUUUCUCCUCCCCGCACAGGUAUCAUAAAUUGAUAUGGGGACCUCAUAGAAUGGCUUCAGAUGGUAGUCCUUCUGGAGUUCUAAUUGCUGGUGGUGAAAACGGAAAUAUUAUUUUGUAUGACCCAACUAAAAUUAUAGCUGGCGAGAGUGAAGUUAUAAUUGCUCAGAAAGAGAAGCACACUGGACCAGUAAGAGCUUUGGAUGUGAAUAUUUUCCAGACCAACCUUGUAGCAUCAGGUGCUAAUGAGUCUGAAAUCUAUAUCUGGGACUUGAACAACUUUGCCACGCCAAUGACACCAGGAGCUAAAACACAGCCUCCAGAAGACAUCAGCUGUAUUGCAUGGAACAGGCAAGUCCAGCACAUCUUGGCAUCUGCCAGUCCCAGUGGUCGUGCUACCGUGUGGGAUCUCAGGAAGAAUGAGCCUAUCAUCAAAGUCAGCGACCACAGCAACCGGAUGCACUGCUCAGGCUUGGCAUGGCACCCUGAUGUUGCUACGCAGAUGGUCCUGGCUUCAGAAGAUGACAGGAUGCCUGUGAUUCAAAUGUGGGACCUUAGGUUUGCUUCUUCUCCUCUUCGUGUUUUGGAAAACCAUACAAGGGGUAUUUUGACCAUUGCUUGGAGUAUGGCAGAUCCUGAGCUGUUACUCAGCUGUGGAAAGGAUGCUAAGAUUCUCUGCUCUAACCCUAAUACAGGGGAGGUGUUGUAUGAGCUUCCCACAAAUACCCAGUGGUGUUUUGACGUUCAGUGGUGCCCCAGAAACCCUGCUGUCCUUUCCGCUGCUUCUUUUGAUGGACGGAUCAGCAUUUACUCCAUCAUGGGUGGGAGCACAGAUAGUCUGAGGCAGAAACAAGCAGACAAGCUCUCGUCGUCCUUUGGGAAUCUUGAUCCAUUUGGCACGGGGCAGCCCCUCCCUCCAUUGCAGCUUCCACAGCAGACCUCUCCACAGAACACUGUUCUGCCAUUAAAGAAGCCACCCAAAUGGCUCCGACGGCCUGUGGGUGCAUCAUUUGCAUUUGGAGGCAAGCUAGUCACAUUUGAGAAUAUCAAGUCUCAUCAGCAAGGAGCUGAGCAGCAGCAGCAACAGCAACACCAUUUUGGAGGCAAGCUAGUCACAUUUGAGAAUAUCAAGUCUCAUCAGCAAGGAGCUGAGCAGCAGCAGCAACAGCAACACCAUGUGUACGUGUGAGGCUUCAUCAAUUAUUGUCAGAAAAAAAUAGAUGCUGCCCAGAAUGAUUUUGAGAAAAAUGUGUGGUCUUUCUUAAAGGUGAAUUUUGAAGAAGAUUCUCGCAGCAAAUACCUUGAACUUUUAGGGUACAGGAAAGAUGACCUCGGGCAAAAGAUCACCUCAGCUCUGAAUAAAGAAAGUCUUGUUGAUGACAAACUAGAGGAGGCUCUUAAAGAAUCUGGCCAGUCAGUACACAGUGAUGAGGAAGACGGUCAUGCUACUGAAGAGCCGUUCUUGAGAGAGAAAACGAAAGAGGAGACUCAAGAUCUGACCUCUGGAAAAGAAACGUUUAAUAUCUCUGUCAGUGGAGAUGUUGAUGGUUUGAUUACCCAGGCUUUGCUGACCGGUAACUUUGAAAGUGCAGUCGAUCUCUGUUUACAUGAUAAUCGCAUGGCUGAUGCCAUCAUAUUGGCCAUAGCAGGUGGACAAGAGCUACUGUCAAGGACACAGAAGAAAUACUUUUCUAAGAUGCAAAGCAAAAUUACCAGGCUCAUCACUGCAGUUGUGACAAAGAACUGGAAGGAGAUAGUUCAGUCAUGUGACUUGCAAAACUGGAGAGAAGCGCUGGCUGCUGUGUUGACUUAUGCUAAGCAAGAUGAGUUUGCAGCUCUCUGUGAUCUGUUGGGCAGUAGACUUGAAAAUGAAGGGGACAGCCUCCUGCAGACACAGGCUUGUCUGUGUUAUAUUUGUGCUGGGAAUGUAGAGAAACUUGUUGCGUGUUGGACUAAAGCUCAGGAUGGAAACAAUCCCUUGUCCCUUCAGGACCUAACUGAGAAGGUAGUAAUUCUGCGUAAGGCUGUACAGUUUACACAGCCCACAGAUGCUGAUGCUGUAGGAACUCUUCUGGCUGAGAUGAUGAGUCAGUAUGCCAAUCUGUUGGCUGCACAGGGCAGCAUUGCCACUGCAUUGGCUUUCCUGCCUGCGAACACCAAUCAGCCAAAGAUUGUGCUGUUGAGGGACAGACUUUCCAGAGCCCAGGGAGAACUUCCAGUGGGACAGGAGGCACCCACGUCCCCAUAUGAGGGAGAUCCUAUGGCCAGGGGAAGAGCUGGACCUGUGGCUGGACAAAUGCAGAUGCCCCAAGGCCCAGCCCAGCAGUAUUAUCAACAGGGAGACAAUCCUCCACCCCCAGGUUUUAUUAUGCCAGGGGCUGUUCAUCCGAAUGUGCCACCUCAUCAGGCCCCCUCUCCUGGUUACAACAUGUACUCGCAGGCAGGGGCACGACAGACGUACCCACCGACUUAUCAGCCGCCACAGCAGUAUUCUUUUGGAACGGGGGGACCAGCACUCUAUCAGCCUCAACAACCUAUUGCUCCUCCUGCUUCAACUUCCUACCCUAACCCUCCCUGUAUGCCUCCUGCUUCUCCCCAUUCUGUGCCCUCUCAGUUAUACCCAGGACCACCUCAGCCCUCUCCAACCAGCUUGAAUCCCAGCUCUUCUUUCCCCAUCCCUCCUUCUGGUGCAUCCUUCCAGCAUGGCAGGCCAGGAGCUCCAGCAACUUCUGUGGCUUAUGCGCUGCCUCCUGGACCAACAGGACCUCAGAAUGGCUGGAAUGACCCUCCUGCAUUGAACAGAGUUACAAAGAAGAAGAAGAUGCCUGAUAACUUCAUGCCUCCUGUUCCCAUCACAUCCCCAAUAAUGAAUCCUCUGCUGGAUUCACAAUCCCAGAUGCAGCAGCCUCCAACUUCACUGCCACCUGCAGCUCAGGCUACAUUUCAGCCCUCACACCUUCCAUCAGCACAGCCCGUUUUACAAAAUCCUUUCCAGACUGUUCAGCAGCCUCUGGGGCAGUCAGUCAUGCCUCCUGCUAUGUCAAAACCCAGUACGGAGGGGGCACCAGGAGCUCCAAUUGGCAAUACCAUACAGCAUGUGCAGUCGUUGCCAGCAGAGAAGAUUACAAAGAAGCCAAUUCCUGAUGAGCACCUUAUUCUGAAGACCACAUUUGAAGCUCUCAUCCAGAGAUGCCUGUUGUCUGCCACAGAUCCACAAACCAAGAGGAAGUUAGAUGAUGCCAAUAAACGCCUGGAGUUCCUGUACGACAAACUUAGGGAACAGACACUCUCCCCAGCAAUCAUCAAUGGCUUGCACAGCAUUACGAAGAGCAUCGAAACACGCAACUACACAGAGGGACUGAACAUCCACACCCACAUAGUCAGCACCAGCAACUUCAGCGAGACGUCUGCCUUCAUGCCAGUGCUGAAAGUCGUCCUCACCCAAGCCAAUAAGCUGGGGGUCUGAUGUGACCCCGCCCCCCUUCACAAAGCUUGUGAGGUCACUUUUCCAAAGAAGUACAUUUCUGCAAAACGUGCAAGAAGUGGACCAAAUACCAGACCUUAGAGCAUGUUGCAGUAGAGCUCUGAUCAAUGACAUUACACUAUCGCUACUGAUACACUUCAUCUUAGAAUGGCCUUUGAGCCCUGGUGCUUUCUUAUUUUAAUCUUUUAUCAUCCCUAAUGAUUUCUGUCUCUAGACAGUGUAUUUAAUGGAUUACAUCUUGUAUUGUCAAUUUUAGGUGCAUGUUGUACUACUAUACAGUGGCUUCUAAUACAGCAGUGUGUGGCAAAAGAUGAUAUUGGGUUGUAUAUCAGACAGACCGUUUAUCACAUUCUUUCCUCCUCCCCUCCCGUUCCUCCAUAGCCACUAGACUAAAGGGUCUGAUUCUGUUUUUAAGUGUAUUUUGUCAUUCAUUUUAAAGCUACCUGCAAUUUAGUUUAUUCCAAUGAAAUGUUAAACAGCUUAAUUUUGCGCUGGGGCACGAAAGAAAAAUAAAGGCUGUUGUGAUCUUUUGAAUAAAGGUAAUUUAUUAAAAUGUG